Molecule: messenger RNA, 1710 nt
Organism: Paramuricea clavata
Lineage: Eukaryota; Metazoa; Cnidaria; Anthozoa; Malacalcyonacea; Plexauridae
Source: the annotation of a GenBank genome assembly
AGCCCAACCUGUACUUCUACCGCAGUGCAACCGGAGGUCAUUUACCUUCGUCUCAAGCAACUGACAAUACGAAGAAGCCACAAAUCACAAACAGUUUAAGCAUAAUUAAAAGUAUGUUACAUCAUGUGUGGCCAAAGGAUCGAAAUGAUUUGAAGAUUAGGGUUGUACUUGCAAUUUCAUUACUUGUUGGAUCUAAGGUAAAAUUCUUUUGAAGCUCAGUUUUCUGCAGGGAUGGUCAAUGUAAAACAUAUAAAGCUGUUUUUAAAUGUUUAGGUUUUGAAUGUCCAAGUGCCAUUUUUAUUCAAAUAUGCAGUUGACCAUCUGAAUAAUGCUGCUCCAUUAAUGGACACUGUCGCCGGUAGUGCCAUGACGCUAACAACAGCUUUAUUGCUUGGAUGUAAGUUUGAUAUAUUGAUUAAUGAUGAGCUCAAUGAGCUGUUACCCCAUGCACCCAACAGUCCAAAGUGUUGGAUUAAGAAGACUAUCUGCCCAUGUCUCUUGUUAUUAAGUCUCUUGUUAUUAAACAUUAAGUCACAUUUAUAUGCCUUAAUCCAUUAAGUUACAUGUAUAUUGCACUCUAAUGAGUCUUUCUUUAUUACUUUAUUCUGUCUAACAACAGAUUAUUUUACUCUGUCUAACUACUACAGUAUUACAUGGUAUUGCAAUUACUAAAUAUGCUACUCAGGGAAUUCCUCUGGGGAGUUGAAGAAAUGAUACAUAUAGUAAAUAUAGGUUGAAAUAUAUUUAGACGGUGCUGCAAGAGCUGGUGCAUCCCUUUUUAAUGAAUUGAGAAAUGCUGUGUUUGCUAAAGUAGCACAAAGCUCAAUCAGAACUGUUGCAAAGAGAACAUUCUUGCAUUUACAUAACCUUGAUCUCAGUUUUCAUCUCUCGAGGCAAACUGGUUAUCUCUCAAGAGCAAUUGACAGAGGAACAAGGUACGAUUACAAAAAAUUAUUUUAACACAUCUUAUGUUACGUUGUGUGCAACUUAAUGUGUUCUGUUUAAGCCACCAUUAAGUUUCGGAUUCCAUUUAUAGUCAUAAUGUGAAUAUAUCAAGUUGGUGAAUGGAAUAGACUGUUAAUUACCUCUAAAUUGAGAAAACACUGAUUUGUUUACAGCACAACAAAAUAAUUUAGAAUGAUGCAGAUUAUUUAAAAUCUUCAAACAUGGCUUGCUUCUGCUAGUUCUGACAAACACACCAGGCUUCAUGUGUCUGCAUUUGUAAAUAUCUUUAUAAAAAUUUCACUUCACAAGCUUUUUUUGUCAACUUUUUCCAAAUUAGAGGUAUCAACUUUAUGCUGACUGCAUUGAUUUUCAAUAUAUUUCCAACAUUAUUAGAAGUUUCAUUGGUCACAGGAAUUUUGGUAAGUUAAGACACCGGGAGUGUUGUAAUAUAUUUAACGUUUUUGAAACUUGUGUAUUUUGUCAGUAACACUCCCUAGCUUUGUGGAAAGUGUCAUUUAAUUGCUUAUUUAACCACUUCUUGUUUCAAUCCUACAGGCAUAUAAAUGUGGUAAAGAGUUUGCCAUGAUAACAUUAACAUGUAUUGCUGGUUAUACACUCUUCACAUUUGGUAUUACUCAAUGGCGGACAAAAUUUCGUGUCGAAAUGAACAAGGCAGAUAAUGAAGCAGGAUCAUUGGCAAUUGACUCCCUACUCAACUACGAAACUGUUAAGGUAUAUUUAGAUAAAGCUCGACCUUUUCAUUAG